AUGGCGGCCAUGACGGCGCUCGUGUUGGUGCAGACGAUCAGAUUGGCGGUUCUCAACCUGGUGCUGCCCACCCCCUGGGCAGACACGGACAAGGUCCACCUUCUGCAGGUCAUCACGACACGACAGGAACUCGAGGUCAACAGGUACCCGCUGGUCAGGAGUAGGUACUGGGACCAGGUACAGGUAAACAUCAGUAGACUUGCCGAACUGACCAGAACUAGAGAGAUCUUCUACCAACAGUUCAACGACCGCUUCACACAGCACCAAAAUCUUCAGAACGGACAGUUCGAACAUCGAUUGGACGUGAUCGAUCAAUUCAAACCCAUCAUGACGGCAGCAGAGUCGGCGUCCUUGAUCUUCACGCUCGAAACGUUCGCGCAUGCGUGCAGAACUGCUCACCUCCAGUUCUUCAUGACGGAGGCGUCACUGAUGGGAGUCACGCGUCACCACGGCCUCGUGCCCUGGGACGAUGACGUUGACGUGGCCAUGAACAUCCGGCAAUGGCGGGAGACACGUGACGUGCUCGGGGACAUCCGGGGGUUUGAACUCUACGCCCCUACCGACAGCCAAUGGAAAUUCUUCAUGUCGACUGCUACUGUGUUCCCGGACAAACCUUUCAAGUUCCCCUACCUGGACAUUUUCUUCUACGACGAAGAUUCCACCCACAUCUGGGCGGUAACCAAAGGCCUCAAACACGACCUGGUUUACCGGAAGUCGGACAUUUUCCCGCUGCUUUACCGACCUUUCGAGCACCUGACCGUCCCGGUUCCGUGCAACCUUGACCUUGUCGUGCACCGGUCACAUGACCAGAACGAGUGCGUGACCCCCGAGUACAUCCACAAGACCAACACCAACUUCUACUACGGCGGGAAGACGACGGUGCACUGCGGGGUACUACACGACAUCUACCCGUUUGUCUUCAGUACCGACUCCGAUGUGCCGGGAUACAGAGAGGAGUACUUGAAAGUUGGUACUGAAGUACUGCAUAAAAGGACAGUACCGCACGGCUGUCCUGGCCUCGACACCGCAGUACUGAACAUGUGA
This is a messenger RNA of Physella acuta, 1044 nucleotides long. RefSeq lists its product as uncharacterized. The record is from RefSeq and is a predicted model, not a curated record. NCBI's taxonomy places the organism in Eukaryota, Metazoa, Mollusca, Gastropoda, Physidae.